This is a messenger RNA of Haemonchus placei, 993 nucleotides long. The record is from the annotation of a GenBank genome assembly. Lineage: Eukaryota; Metazoa; Nematoda; Chromadorea; Rhabditida; Trichostrongylidae.
AUGACUGGAGGAUCAUGUGGAGAAGUAGUGCGGUCUAUCAUACGGUCACAUUGUGAUGGAUCUCAAGGCAGUAUCGAGUACAUCGAGUUAUUUUUGGAUUUUGAAAACGCUUCACCUCGUGAAGAAGAACGCUACUUGUUUGAUCUCUGCGAAAAGAUAAUAAAUCAGUGUUCGGAAGUACUUGCUGAUGUGAAAUGCUAUGGAAAAGGGGCUACGGACGAAAUUCGGCAGUCCCUACAGAAUCCGCAUGACCUCGCCUUAAGGGAUUUAACUCUCAGUGUGGUCGCUGAUUUCGUAGCACGGAUACGUUGUUACUUCGAGCUUUCUCUCAGGAUUGAGAAGUUGGUGCCGGAGUUGCUGUGGGACCUAUGUUCUGGGCCACUCCCCCCAGAAGAACAGUUGGACAGGAAACAGGCACUAGCUAGACAAUUAGCUCGUCUAGUUGACUUCGUCCUGGAAUUUGAUGCAGUAAAGAUGUGCACACCUGCUCUGCAGAAUGAUUUCAGUCAUUAUCGACGUGGUAUUGGAUUGGGACUACUCGACAACAGCGCUUCGGAAGUGGAACUUGCAAACUCUAUAUCGCUAUUCCUUGCUGCUCCCACUCCAAUGUUGUCUAGCUUGAGUUCCGCAACAUUGGAAUUUGUGCGAUCUCAUCCAACACUCCCAAUCGGGAACACAACGGAUACUUUGGCUACAAUCGUUAGUGUGUGUCGCUAUAUGGUUGGAUCAGCGGAGGUGGCUGAACGUAUAACAGAGGCAACACGGUUGUUUUGUGUUCGUGUAAUGGUUGGAUGUCUCAUUUUGUACGACCAUAUUGAUGAAAAUGGUGCAUUCGUGAGAGAGUCGCCUAUAAACCUUCGAGCGGUCGUGAAUGUUGUUAAGGAACAAACGCAGCCCCCACAGACUGAAGCUCUGCUGAACGCUCUACGCUACACUUCAAAGCAUUUUACUCAAGCCUCCACUCCAAAGUCCGUUCGAGCUAUACUCGCCUGA